GAAGACUUACCCCUCGUCACUUUGCAGCCACUCGGAUAGCAGGUGUGGAGUAAUAAAAUUUGUCCCUGUGAGCGGGUGAGUGCAUUUAGCAACGCCUGUCAGCCUCUAUUAAGCGAGAACAGCGCUUGUCCCGCUGAACCGGUAGAGGGCGCCGCGGAGCUGUUGAAGACCAUGUGGUUCCGCGCGGGCCUUCCAGAACACUCCGCUCGCGCUGUCACAUGAUCUGCGGAGUGAAAGUGCCAUUCACACUAUUGCAUGAGAUGCCUGAACCACACGAUCAGCCCAUGGAGGAAGAGGUGGAGACCUUUGCCUUUCAGGCAGAGAUUGCUCAGCUGAUGUCCCUGAUCAUCAACACUUUCUAUUCCAAUAAAGAGAUUUUCCUAAGAGAGCUCAUCUCUAACUCUUCAGAUGCACUUGAUAAAAUCCGAUAUGAGAGUCUCACAGAUCCAUCCAAGCUUGAUUCUGGGAAAGAACUGAAGAUUGACAUCAUUCCCAACAAAGAGGAACGCACACUCACGCUCAUUGACACAGGCAUUGGGAUGACCAAGGCUGACCUGAUCAACAACCUGGGUACCAUUGCCAAGUCAGGUACCAAAGCCUUCAUGGAAGCCUUGCAGGCAGGGGCUGAUAUCUCCAUGAUUGGUCAGUUCGGUGUUGGUUUCUACUCUGCAUACUUGGUGGCUGAGAAGGUGACAGUCAUCACAAAGCACAAUGAUGAUGAGCAGUAUGCCUGGGAAUCUUCUGCUGGAGGCUCCUUCACAGUCAGAGUGGACACGUCUGAACCGCUGGGCCGUGGCACAAAAGUGGUCCUGCAUUUGAAGGAGGACCAAACAGAAUACCUUGAGGAACGUAGGAUCAAGGAAAUAGUGAAGAAACACUCCCAGUUCAUUGGCUAUCCCAUCACUCUCUAUGUGGAGAAAGAACGUGAUAAGGAGGUGAGUGACGACGAGGCUGAGGAGGAGAAAGAGAAAGACAAGGAAGAGAAAGAGGAAAAGAGUGAGGACAAGCCAGAGAUUGAAGAUGUGGGUUCAGAUGAGGAGGAGGAUGAGAAGAAAAGCACUGACAAAAAGAAGAAAAAGAAGAUCAAGGAGAAGUACACUGACAAGGAAGAGCUGAAUAAAACAAAGCCCAUUUGGACAAGGAACCCUGAUGACAUCACCACAGAGGAGUAUGGCGAGUUCUACAAGAGCCUUACCAAUGACUGGGAGGACCAUUUGGCUGUAAAGCACUUCUCAGUGGAGGGCCAGCUGGAGUUUAGGGCCCUGCUGUUUGUGCCCAGGCGUGCACCCUUUGACCUGUUUGAGAACAAGAAGAAAAAGAACAACAUUAAGCUGUAUGUGCGCAGAGUUUUCAUCAUGGACAACUGUGAAGAACUCAUCCCUGAAUAUCUCAACUUCAUCAGAGGUGUGGUGGAUUCCGAGGACCUUCCACUCAACAUAUCAAGAGAGAUGCUGCAGCAAAGUAAAAUCCUGAAAGUGAUCCGCAAAAACCUGGUGAAGAAGUGCCUGGAGCUCUUCACAGAACUGGCCGAGGACAAGGACAACUACAAGAAAUUCUACGAACAGUUCUCAAAGAACAUCAAGCUUGGAAUCCAUGAAGAUUCACAGAACCGCAAGAAGCUGUCUGAGCUGUUGAGGUAUUACACUUCCGCUUCUGGCGACGAGAUGGUUGCGCUCAAAGACUAUGUGACCCGAAUGAAGGACAAUCAGAAGCACAUCUACUACAUCACUGGUGAGACGAAGGAGCAGGUGGCCAACUCUGCCUUUGUAGAACGCCUCCGCAAGGCUGGACUUGAAGUGAUCUACAUGAUUGAGCCCAUUGAUGAAUACUGUGUCCAGCAGCUCAAAGAAUUUGAUGGAAAGAACCUGGUGUCUGUUACCAAGGAGGGUCUGGAACUGCCUGAGGAUGAAGAGGAGAAGAGGAGGCAGGAGGAGAAGAAAGCAAAGUUUGAGAAUCUUUGUAAGAUCAUGAAGGACAUCCUGGAGAAGAAAGUGGAAAAGGUCACAGUGUCCAACCGCCUGGUUUCUUCCCCCUGUUGCAUUGUGACCAGUACCUAUGGCUGGACUGCUAACAUGGAGAGGAUCAUGAAGGCACAGGCUUUGAGAGACAACUCCACCAUGGGCUACAUGGCUGCCAAGAAGCACCUGGAGAUCAAUCCUGAGCACCCCAUUGUCGAAACACUGAGGCAGAAGGCUGAGGCUGACAAGAAUGACAAGUCUGUGAAGGAUCUGGUCAUUCUCCUCUUUGAGACUGCACUGUUGUCAUCAGGAUUUACCCUUGAUGACCCACAGACACACUCGAACCGCAUCUACAGGAUGAUCAAACUUGGUUUGGGUAUUGAUGAAGAUGACACAUCUACAGAAACUGAAACAGGCAGUGCCAACAUUGAGGACAUGCCCCCCCUUGAGGGGGAAGAUGACUCCUCCAGGAUGGAGGAGGUUGACUAAAAGUUCAACAUUAGUUUGAAAUCCAGUGCUGUAAAGUUCUGAUUUGAACAUGUGUAUGUGACCUUAAAUACUCAGUUAUUUUUUUUCCCAAGUCUAAGGGCAUCAGUGUCAUUCCAUUUUCCUUUUUUGUUCUUACAUUUUGUAUUUAUGUUUACAUUCCAUCUUUA
Molecule: messenger RNA, 2614 nt
Organism: Scleropages formosus (Asian bonytongue)
Lineage: Eukaryota; Metazoa; Chordata; Actinopteri; Osteoglossiformes; Osteoglossidae
Product: heat shock protein HSP 90-alpha-like
Exons: 12
Coding region: 219-2447 (742 amino acids)
Biological process (GO): protein folding
Molecular function (GO): ATP-dependent protein folding chaperone; ATP hydrolysis activity; ATP binding
Source: RefSeq, a predicted model, not a curated record